This is a messenger RNA of Funneliformis geosporum, 159 nucleotides long. The record is from the annotation of a GenBank genome assembly. Lineage: Eukaryota; Fungi; Glomeromycota; Glomeromycetes; Glomerales; Glomeraceae.
AUGACAGGAAUCUCACAACCAUUUUUUGACUGGGAUGAUAAUCUAGCAGAUAAUGCGAGAGGUCCACCCACAGGAAGAGAAAUAGCUAUAGGAUAUUUGAGAGGAUGUAUGAGAGAAAGAGUCUUAGAAUGGUUUGACGAAGAAAUUACUACAAAAUAG